CACGGAGAGGAUCCUUUCCCGUAAUGUGCACGUUACCAUAAAUUGGACCUCAUCCCCAUGGUUGAAAACCUUAAUUCAUUCUGAGAUGGAGUUGGUUGGGAGAUGAUGUAGGGAAUAUUAUUAAUAAUUAACGACAGGGAUAGUCCUCGAAACCAUACUUUAAAAAAAAAAAAAAAAAGAACAGUUGUCAACCGUCUUCCUCUCUCGAACAACAAGAAGAAAGAGUUGAAAGUUGAAACAGCAUCACCCUUGACUCGUAGCAGAGUAACCAAAAUGUCCGAACCCUCAAUUCCUUGAUUUGACUUCACUAUCCAUUCCGAUUCCCUACCCUUUCUAAUAUUUUACUUCCUUUGCUUUUUCACUUUUUAUUCAUUCCUUAUUCUCGCAAAUUCCGAUGACAAUCGUCCCCGCCGGUAAGAUAAACAACCGCGCCAACUAAUUCCGUGCUGACCGCAGCAAUGAAUACGCCUCCAGACGGUGCCGCCGUCGCCGCCGCAUCCAGCGUUGGCGAAGGAGGAGAGAGAAGCAUAAACUCGGAGCUAUGGCAUGCUUGUGCCGGACCGCUUCUCAGCCUGCCUUCGCCUGGAACUCACGUCGUUUACUUCCCUCAAGGCCACAGUGAACAGGUGGCAGCGUCUUUGAAGAAAAACGUGGAUGCUCAAGUCCCGAACUACACCAAUCUCCCCUCCAAGAUACCGUGUCUUCUGCACAAUGUCAAAUUGCAUGCAGAUCAAGACACAGAUGAAGUAUAUGCUCAGAUGACACUUCAGCCUGUAACUUCUUUCGACACCGAUGCGUUGUUAAGAUCAGAUAUUUCUCUCCGGUCCAGUAAGUCACAACCUGAGUUUUUCUGUAAACAACUGACGGCAAGUGAUACGAGUACUCAUGGAGGUUUCUCUGUACCCCGCCGUGCUGCUGAGAAGAUUUUUCCCCCUCUUGAUUACUCUGUACAACCUCCUGCUCAAGACCUCGUGGCCAGGGAUUUGCAUGAUAAUACUUGGAGAUUUCGCCAUAUAUUUCGUGGACAACCAAAACGUCACUUGCUUACUACUGGAUGGAGUCUAUUUAUCAGUCGAAAAAGGCUUUUGGCUGGAGACUCUGUUUUGUUUGUAAGAGAUGAAAAGCAGCAGCUUCUUUUGGGUAUCAGACGAGCUAACAGGCAACCCUCCAAUUUAUCAUCUUCAGUACUAUCAAGUGAUAGUAUGCACAUUGGAGUUCUGGCUGCAGCUGCUCAUGCUGUUGCAAACCAUAGUCCCUUCACCGUGUUCUAUAAUCCGAGGGCUAGUCCCUCAGAAUUUGUUAUUCCUUUAGCCAAGUACUACAAGGCAGUGUAUAGCCACCAUAUAUCAUCUGGUAUGCGCUUCCGAAUGAUGUUUGAAACUGAAGACUCGGGAACAAGAAGACAUAUGGGUACAAUAAUAGGUGUCAGUGAUCUAGAUUCUGUGAGAUGGAAAAAUUCGCUAUGGCGGAAUUUGCAGGUUGGCUGGGAUGAAUCAAUUGCUGAGGAAAGGCAAAGUAGGGUCUCAGUAUGGGAAAUUGAACCUGUGACGGCUCCAUAUUUCAUCUGCCCCCCUCCUUUGUAUAGAUCCAAGAGACCUAGACUACCAGGAAUUGCAGAUGAUGAGCCUGAUUUCAAUAACGGUUUGAAGAGAACAGUGCCUUGGCUCGGUGAUGAUACAUGCAUGAAGGAUCUUCAAGCUCUUCCUGGCUUGAACUUAAUUCAAUGGACGAAUAUACAGCAAAAUCCUGCUCUGGCUAGCUCAUUGCAGCCAAAUUAUGUGCCUUCCAUGCCUGGAUUCCUUCAGCAAAAUCUUGCUGGUGCAGAUAUUGCAAAUCAGCAAGGGUUUUCUACUCCACAAAUAUCUCAAUCAAACAAUGUAUCCGUCAAUGCUCAGAAUAUACUUCAGACUUCCUGGCAACUUGAUCACAUUCAAAAGCUACCGUCCACACCUAGUGCAUUAGGAAUGGUGACGCAGCCGCCGCAGCAAUUGGGUGAUAUUACCCAACAACAAAGGAACUUGACAAAUCAAACUUUAUCACAGAAUCAAGUUCACACCCAACUUCUGAAUCCCCAGAGUCUUGUCCAAACUGAUAAUAUUCUUCAACAGCAACAAUCAUCCAUUCAAAACCACCAACUGCUGACAAGUGUGUCUCAGAACCCACCACAGCAACAUCAACAAUCUACUAUGGGUCAGAAUCAACGGAAAAAUUCAUUUCAACCCUCUAUGCCGGAUCAUUUUAAUCAACAAUUACAGAUGUCUGAUAAUCAGGUUCGGCUUCAGUUGUUACAGAAGCUUCAACGGCAACAACAAACUCUCUUGGCACAACAGUCUGCAUUGCAGCAGCCUGCUCAAAUUCAAAGCCAAGAUCAGUGGAGACAGAUUUUAGAUGUAGCACACAACUCUAGUGUCCGAACUCCUGGUCAAGUACCGGAAAAUCUUCCUACACUUCAAAACUCUCUCCCUGAGGCUAAUACUAUCACCCAUCGGAUAACAAUGCCCAGUAGCCAGAAAAAUAUUCAAUUCUCUCAUCUAUCUCAGCAACCUGCCUUGCUGUUUGAAACGUCUGGCCAUGUUGGACUUCCCCCUACAGUUAAAUCCAAUCCACUUUCUGCUUCUGGUGGAAGUGUACUGACUGGAGCAGGGCAAUCAAUAAUUACUGAUGAUGUCCCAUCUUGUUCCACUUCACCUUCCACAAAUAAUUGUGCCAGUACACUUCCUCCAGUGAUAAGUUCCCAGAUCCAUAAGAGUACAACAAUAGGGGAUGACAUGGCUCAAUCUUCUGUCACAAUCUUGAGUCCAAGUGCCUUAGAAACCAUGUCAUCUGCAAACAAGUUAAAAGAUGUACAGCCGAAGUAUGAAGUAAAGCCUUCUUUAAACAUUUCCAAAAGUCUGAAUCAAGGGAAUGUUGCCCCUGAGACAUACUUGAAUGGUGUUGUCCAGACAGACUAUUUGGAUUCAACAUCUUCUACAACUUCACUUUUCCAUUUUCAGAGUGAUACUCGUAUACAUCAGAAUAAUAACCAAUUUUCUUACAAUCCCCAAUCAAUGUAUUUUAGAGACAAUAGUCAAAAUGCAGAAGUUCAGGCUGAUGAUAGGAGCAAUGUUCCAUAUUUCAAUAACCUGAAUGGCCAAAUGGAGUUGCCACCAAAUCUAGGCACAGUGGGGCUGGGGAAUGAUUUGUCAAAUAAUUUUUCUUCAGGAGGCUUGCUUGGAGACUAUGAAAAUAACAGAGUUGUUCAGCCAGAACUUUCAUCUUCAAUGGUUUCACAGACAUUUGACGUCCCUGAUAUGAGCUUCAAUUCAAUUGAUUCUACGAUAAAUGGUAGUAGCUUCUUGAACAAGGAUGCAUGGGCUCUGCCACCUCCACCUCCACCUCCACCACAACAUCAGUUUCAGCGGAGGAGAACAUACACCAAGGUCUACAAACGUGGAGCUGUGGGAAGGUCCAUAGACAUAGCACGAUAUUCAGGUUACGAGGAGCUUAAACAGGAUCUGGCACUUAUGUUUGGUAUUGAGGGACGACUGGAAGAGCAACAAAGGAUUGGAUGGAAACUUGUAUAUGUAGAUCAUGAGAAUGAUGUUCUGCUUGUGGGAGAUGACCCAUGGAAGGAGUUUGUUGACUGUGUUCGCUGCAUUAAAAUACUUUCUCCUCAAGAAGUUCAACAAAUGAGCAUGGAUGGAGAUUUUGGCCAUGGCGGCCUUCCAUAUCCAGCAGGUAGCAGCUCUGAUGGUGGGAAUACUUAAAUGGCGUCCAGGAAUUUCUGUGUUAGUAGCUUAAUUUGUAUUUCGGAGACAUUCAUUGCCGUUGUCCAAAAGGUAGUGGGGCAUUUCUGUGGACGAUUUUUUCGUGGUGUUGCAGCCAGGGUAAUGUUGCAAGUUAAAAGGAUAAAUUUUGUCACUGCUCUGUACAGCUGAAUUUGAAGAGCCAGUAGAAGAAAAGGUGGAAAAACGUGCUGCACUCAAUCUAUCGCUUCCAUUAAGGUUGUUAACCUGGUAAUGAAUCAAAUAUUUGGUCCACAGGCACACCCUAACAGAUAUGUUAAGCCAUGUUGUAAAGUUGAGCCAGAGUUCUCUUGGCAGUGUUUGAAAUAUCUAUUUAAUUCAGCGUAUUGUAGAAAGAAAGGCUCAAAUAUAACGGCAUAGUUCAGUAGCGUCUGAAAGUAGGCUUUGUGCGGUCUAUGAGGAGUUAUUGGCGUUUGAAUUGAAAGGUGGCUUUUUAGUUGACCCUUUUAGAAACACUCGGCAGCUAUUGAGCAAAUUUCCACUAAUCCUAAUGUAGUAAGUACUAGUGUUGUAAACUUAAAAGUAAUGUUGUAUGUAUUGUAUCAUGUAUUUAUGGCCAAAUAGAUAUUGAAGCAUCCAAUACAGAAAAACAAUGGAUGCAUUAUAUUGCUGUAAAAAAUAAUUCACUAAAUUUUGCAUUUUCAUUUUAUUAUUUAUAUCAAAAUCAUAUAUGUACCCGAACAAAUCAUGUUCUUCAUCAA
Molecule: messenger RNA, 4486 nt
Organism: Cajanus cajan (pigeon pea)
Lineage: Eukaryota; Viridiplantae; Streptophyta; Magnoliopsida; Fabales; Fabaceae
Source: RefSeq, a predicted model, not a curated record